Nothobranchius furzeri (turquoise killifish) is the source of this 4939-nucleotide messenger RNA. Lineage: Eukaryota; Metazoa; Chordata; Actinopteri; Cyprinodontiformes; Nothobranchiidae. The record is from RefSeq and is a predicted model, not a curated record.
ACUAACAGUGCUAUCCGGUAGACUUUAGCUGCGCACACAUGUCGUCUCCAGCUGUCCCAGCAUAUUUGUGUCCCAGUGCUGCACAGAUAAGAUGGAUGAACUCCACACAUUAACAUUAAACCAAGAUGUUCGACAAAUAAUGCUGGUUAAAGAAGAAGCUCCUGAAGAACAGAGUGCUGAUGUGGACCAGCAGGACCCAGAACACCUCCACAUAAAGGAGGAACGGGAGGAACUUUGGACCAGUCUGAAGGGAGAGCAGAUUCAUUUGAAGGAGGAAACUGAUGCCUCCAGGUUUCCACUCACUCCUUUUUCUAUAAAGAGUGACGGCGAUGAAGAGAAACCCGUGUUCUCUCAGCUGCUUCAGGAGCAAACAGAAGACAGAGUUGUCUCAACCAACAGAUCAGCUGACCAGAUGACAGCAGAAACUGGUGAGGGAGCAGAAACGAGCAGGAACUAUGAUUUGAACCCUCAUAAACAGACAUCUGAUUCUUCGGAGACUGAAGUUAGUGAAGAUGAUAAAGAGGAGGGUGAUGUGAGUCUAGAUUCUGAGUUGUCACAAUAUGGGCCUGAAACUAGAGAUGGAGACAAUGACUGGAAUGAGAGCAAGUAUUCUGACUCAGAGGUUAAAACCAUCAACAAAUCCAUUAGCUGCCCUGAGUGUGGUGAACAAUUUCUCAACAAGUGGUCUCUCCGAAAACACUUGAGAGUGACAAGUCAUUCAGCACUUAGAUCUUCCGGCUGUUUUGUUAAUAAGAAAUGUGUCAGAGUGAAGAAACAUAUCCACACAUGCGAGAAAGUCCAGACAGAACUAAAACCAUUUAAUUGUGACAACUGUGGAAAAAUAUGUAGUACAAAAUCUAAUUUAAACAGACAUAUGAUGGUCCACAUUAGACCGAAGCCUUUUGCCUGUGACCUCUGUGGACAAAGAUUUAGCCAAAAGAGAAUUUUAAAUUGUCAUAUGAGUGUCCACACUGGCCAGAAGCCUUUUGUUUGUGACCUCUGUGGACAAGGAUUUAGCAAGAAGACUAGUUUAAACAGUCACAUGAAUAUCCAUACAGGACAGAAGCCUUUUGUUUGUGAGAUUUGUGGACAAAGAUUUAACCGUAAGACAACUUUAAUUAGUCACAAGAUUAUCCACACAGGACAGAGGCCGUUUGCUUGUAAGGUCUGUGGACAGAGAUUUAGGAAAAAGACAUGUGUAAACAGACAUAUGAGAGUCCACACAGGACAGAAGCCUUUUGCUUGUGACCUCUGUGGACAAAGAUUUGGCCAAAAGACAAAUUUAAACAGACACAUGAUGCUUCACACAGGACAGAAACCUUUUGUAUGCGACCUCUGUGGACAAAGAUUUGGCCAACAGCAACAAUUAAAGAGUCACAUGAGUGCCCACACAGAGCAGAAGCCUUUUCCUUGUGAGCUAUGUGGAAAAAGAUUCAACCAUAAGGCAAGUUUAAAAAUACACAUGAGAGUUCACAAUGGACUGAAGUCUUUUCCUUGUCAGCUCUGUGGAAAAAUAUUUAACUAUAAGACAUGUUUAAACAUACACAUGAGAGUCCACACGGGACAGAAGCCUUUUGCGUGUGACAUCUGUGGACAGAGAUUUCGCCAAAAGCCCCAUUUAAACAGACACAUGAGUGUCCAUGAGGAAAACAAGCCUUUAGCCUGUAAGCUAUGUAAACAAAUAUUAAGCAGCAAGACAACUUUGAUCAACCACAUGAGAGGCCACAGAGAACAGAAGCCCUUUGCUUGUAAGAAUUGUGGACAAAUAUUUAGCCAAAAGACAAGUUUAAACAGACACAUGAGUGUACACACAGGAGAGAAGCCUUUUGCUUGUGAGCUCUGUGGACAAAGAUUUAGUCAAAAGACAAGCUUAAACAGACACGCAAGAGUACACACAGGACAGAAGCCUUUUGCUUGUGACUUCUGUGGUCAAGGGUUUAGCCUAAAGCAUCAUUUAAACAGACACAUAAGAGUCCACACAGGAGAGAAACCUUUUUCUUGUGACCUGUGUGGACAAAGAUUUAAUCAAACAACACAUUUAAACACCCACAUGAGACUCCACACAUGACACAAACCACUCACUAAUCUGCAAACUUGUUGCUCUUUACUGAAAAUUGCCAUUUUCUAAGCCGCAUGUGUGUACGUAUAUCAGUACGUACCCUUGGUGACAGUCCUUUCCCCCUACAUCUUGUCCACGUGCCACUUCUUUCUUGCUGGAGAGUCACAAAUUGUGGCCCCUAGGCUGUAAAAGUUUCACUUAUAGUGUAACGUCACAAAUGGUCUGAUUUUGAGAUCCCACAGGUCAAAUGCACAGCCAGGUCAACUUACCCUGGCUAUGACAUCCUACAAUCUUUUCCCCUCACAGGAGACUCGAAGUUUGCAUGUAGCCUGCCCCUUUAAUCAGAGCCUACUUCCUCACACCAGCUGGACUGCAGAGAUAAUAAAACAUAAACAAUAAAUAUUUUCUCCUCCAAGGUCCAUCACAGAGGAACUAUUUAAAAUAAACUCCUUUAUUCCCAGAUGAAGAAGAGAAGAUUUUAUAAUUAAAAAUAAUAAUUGAAUGAACUUUUGUUAUUGCUAAUUAUAAAUAAUGAAGUGUUUCAUUAAUCUGUGCUCAAUGAUUGUUUUAGUAUGUUUACUUGGCGAGGUCAUAACAUUUGCACUCACAAGUAAAGCUAAGUUAAAAAUGCAUGACACAUAAGUUAACCUUUUGCCCACAUUCGGAGUCUCCAUCACAGAGGGUGUGUUCUUCGAUGCUUGGUAACAUCUCUCAAACUUGUCAGCUCCUGAUUGACUGGCCAAACCAUAAUAUCAAUUCCAGAUGGCUUUGAGUAAUUAGUCAGUUCUAGAGUGAGCUUCAGACCGGCCAUCUUUAGCACCUCUCAAACCAGAAGGAUUUUGACACGUCGUCAAAACCUUAAACCUUUUUCGCACCUGCGAAGCUGAAACAAGAUACCGUAAAUCCUCUAAUACAGGCCCGGGCCUGUAUUUGACUCGAGCUCAUCAAGCUCCAGGCCUUUAUUGGAAGGAGGGCCAGAAUUAGAGGCAGGCCUCUAUUUCUAUUUGAGCAAAAUGAACUAAUGGUUCGCUGGAGUUUUUGACAAUUAAAAUUGUGCCCGCAUUUCUUUUAACAACGGUAGUUUCUGCUUCAGCCAUCUCCCCCCUCCCCCUGCGCAGCGGCCGCAAACUCACUGAUGCGCCUGCAGCCUCUCGGAGUUCCUGCUGCUCUAAACAUUAAAAUAAUUAUUCCAUUUUCUGUUCCUCACUUCUGAUUACCUUCAAUGGUGUCUGGUAGUUGCAACCACCAGGUACAAAAACUAACUUGUUUUUAUUUGACUAUUUUUCUGUCCUGCCUGUUUAUUAUCUUCCUGCAUCUCCUCUCAAUCCUAAAGAGAAACUGCUACCUGGGUUCAUAUAUAUUCACCUUAUGAGUUACCUUUGAACUGCAGUUCGAAAAGAUCUACUGACCGCAAAAACAGCGGAGUGCUCGCUGCUUGGUGGCCGCAUCAGUGAUCGGUGCGUCACCGGAGGACAAGAUGAUGCGCCCCGCUCCACAGCAGCGAAACACAUCAGGCGCAAAUAAAAGACAGAAAUGAACCGACAUGAACGAUCGCGUGUUAAAUUAGUUUUUGAGGUGGCGACACCUGAUUUGAUAAUGUUACUGUGGCCGUGCUCAGGACGCAGAUCUACCGACCGCAAAAACAGCGGAGUGCUCGCUGCUUGGCGGCCGCAUCAGUGAUCGGUGCGUCACCGGAGGACAAGGUGAUGCGCCCCGCUCCACAGCAGCGAAACACAUCAGGCGCAAAUAAAAGACAGAAAACAUUAAAGGAAAUGAACCGACAUGAACGAUCACGUGUCAGUACCGACGCUCUGGCACAGCGCGUUUCCCUCCCGAGCGCAGGAGCUUGUCACCUGCUGACAGCAGGCUGCUGUCUUUUCCGAGGGCUGCAUCUUGCCGGUCAUUAUCACGUGACAGUGACUAGUCGAUGACAGGCAUAAAAAGUCACUAUAGUGAAGUCGACUAGUUCAUACAACCCCUAUUGCUCCCCAGUGUUCAGCAGCACACGUUCUCUUCAAACUUGAUAUCAAAUUUUCGCCUCCUCUUCAUCUCCGCACGGUUAAAGUUACCCUCGCGGUCUAUCGCUGGCAAAUCAAAGUGAGACAAUGACACAACCGCCCCCGUACUUGCUUGUUACCACAUUCCACCCGGCCACAAUAAGAAACCGGCCAUUAUUCACCUCCGCCGACUCCGACACCGGCCAAAAUAUGAGACCCGGCCGUUAAUGGAAUGCAGGCCUGUAUUAGAGGAUUUACGGUAGUUUCCUGCAGAACAAAGCUGACUCAAAACUCCUUCAGAGUUAUUUUUAAGAUGCUUGGUUUCAUCUAUCCUCGUGACCCGGGAGACAUCCCAGGACUGAUUUGGGCGCAUGGAGGUUUUUCUACGAGCCAGGUGCAGUGGGGUUGUCGGCCCCGGGACAUCUUGGAUCCAACAGGGGUCUUCCAGAACGGGUGAGGUAGACACAGCGAGAAAGUGUCUGAAUGUGGUUCUGAUAAUAACAUCUUUAUAGUUUAUUUGCAAACCAAAUUCUUUCCACGCAGAACUCAGCUCUGACAAUGGAGAUUCUGAAUACAAUAUUCAUACAUAGGUUCCAGAUUAUCCUUUAGUUCGCAUCCACUCACAGUAAAUAAUAGUUUAAACAAUUUGUCAAGUCUUAAGUGUUUGUAAAUAAAUUCUUACUUUGUUUAUAAACCUGACUGUUUCUUGAAUCAAAGUGAAGUGUGUACGAUCCCUUAAUAAUUAAAAGAACCCCAGGAUCUUCUAAUUAAUCAUCAUAAAGACCAGGCAAGGUGAUAUUCUAUUUAUAUAGAGUAUCACAGCUAUUGGUCACAAGUAGUGGUAAUAAUAUAAAAAGCUUUUCAAGUAAUUUACUUAACCCAA